Penicillium argentinense is the source of this 846-nucleotide messenger RNA. Its product is annotated as TIM-barrel enzyme family protein. The record is from RefSeq and is a predicted model, not a curated record. Lineage: Eukaryota; Fungi; Ascomycota; Eurotiomycetes; Eurotiales; Aspergillaceae. The transcript has 3 exons. The coding region runs from base 1 to 846 and encodes 281 amino acids. Gene Ontology annotation, molecular function: catalytic activity.
AUGCCCCGCCCUACGAACCGCGACGAAGUCCUCGCUCGACUUCGCCAGACGGUCGCAGAUGGCUCGAUUAUCGUCGGCGCCGGUGCUGGCAUCGGACUUUCCGCCAAAGCCGUCGAACAGGGUGGCUGUGAUCUGAUCUUGGUCUACAAUUCAGGGCGAUUCCGAAUGGCCGGCCGCGGGUCGUUGGCCGGGUUGAUGCCCUACUCGGACGCAAACGCGGUCGUCGUCGAGAUGGCCAACGAAGUCCUCCCCAUCGUACAAAACACCCCCGUCCUCGCCGGCGUCUGCGGCACCGACCCCUUCCGCUCCAUGCCCACCUUCCUAACUGAACUCCAGCGCCUGGGAUUCGUAGGCGUGCAAAAUUUCCCAACAGUCGGGCUAAUCGACGGGCAAUUCCGGGCAAACCUCGAAGAAACGGGGAUGGGCUACGACCGCGAAGUCGAGAUGAUCGCCACAGCCCACAAGCAAGGACUCGUGACAACGCCGUACGUCUUCAGCGCCGAAGACGCGGAGAAGAUGGCGCGGGCAGGCGCAGACGUCGUUGUUGCACAUGCGGGACUCACGACGUCCGGUUCGAUCGGGGCCUUGAGCGGGCGCUCGCUGGAGGACUGUGUCGGGUUUGUGCAGGGAAUUCGCGAUGCGGCGGUGGGUGUCAAUCCAGAGAUUCUGGUGCUGUGUCAUGGGGGGCCGAUUGCGCGCCCGGUGGAUGCGGAGUUUGUGCUCUCGAGGACGAUGGGGGUGCAUGGGUUCUUUGGGGCGAGCAGUAUGGAGCGGUUGCCGGUGGAGGUUGCGAUUCAGCAGAACGCGGAGGAAUUUAAGCGGUUGCGGGUACGGGCGGGAAAUUAG